CUGUUGAGUCACAGUUAAUGCAUAAGGAAACUGAGCGUUAAUUAUUUGUAAUUAGCGGUUAUGUUGGGAUGAAGUUGUCGUUACCUAAAUUGGCAAUCAGGGAUUUUUGUAUAUAUGUGUGAUGGCUGUUUGUUAUUAGAGGGUCAAAAUGUUGAUAGGAUUGCCUCUGCUGGGCAACUAAAUGAAAAGAUUUGCAAUGGGAAGAAACUGACUGAAAGAUUCUUUGGUGUUGAGAGUUUAAGACUGACGGUGUCACCAUUGGUAUUCCUUCAUCACCAUUGGUGGCCAACUUCUUUAUGGAGGACUUCAAGGAAAAGGAGCUGGAAUCUUAUAGAUUGAAGCCCACAAUAUUUUGAAGGAUAUGUUGUUGCUAUGUCAAAGCACUACAGCCAUAUAAAAGCCCUUGGUGGUCUGAGGUUUCUCAGAUAUUUCAGCAGGGAAGUAGGAAAACAGAGCACACAUGUUUCUUCGGAAAUAUCUCGCAUAAGGAAUGUUGGCAUUUUGGCCCACAUUGAUGCUGGCAAGACAACAACAACAGAGAGAAUGCUUUACUAUUCUGGAACAAUUCACAGUAUGGGUGAAGUUCAUCGUGGCAACACAGUUACAGAUUAUAUGGUCGAGGAAAGAAAUCGAGGUAUCACUAUUACUUCUGCUGCUGUUACCUUUUAUUGGAAUGAACACAAAUUCAACCUGAUUGACACUCCUGGUCAUAUUGACUUUACUAUUGAAGUGGAGCGUACUCUGAAUGUGCUGGAUGGUGCUGUUGUUAUUUUAGAUGGCUCUGCUGGUGUUGAGGCUCAGACACUGACGGUAUGGAGACAGGCAGACCGCUAUGAUAUUCCACGUAUUAUUUUUGUUAAUAAAAUGGAUCGUAGAGAUGCAAGUCUGAACUUAUCUGUGGAAUCUUUAAAAUACAAGCUGGAUUUAAAUCCAUUGCUCAUUCAACUGCCAGUCUAUGAUGAUGAGAAAAAAUUUUCAGGCAUUAUUGAUCUUGUUUCACUAAAUAUUCUAUCAUGGAGUGAAAAAGACCAAGGGAAGACUUACACCCAAACACCAGUUUGUCAGCAACGACAUGGUAAGCUUUGGGAAAGAGCAACUGAAUCAAGAAAUUCACUUAUUGACCAGCUGACCACCUUAGAUGAUGAGUUAGCAGACCUUGUUAUUCAGCAUGACAGUAUGGAGAGCAUUUCAUCAGAGCCACUUUUAAAAUCGCUGAGAAAUGUUUCAUCAUCUCAGAAAGGAGUACCCAUUUUAUGUGGAAGUGCAUACAAAAACAUGGGUGUUCAGCCUCUGAUGAAUGCAGUUAUUAAUUUUCUUCCAUCACCUGAGAAACGAAAUACUCAUUUAGCCAAAGCUUUCCAAGGCAAUUUAUGUGCAAGAGUAUUCAAAAUCAUCCACAAUGAUCAAAAAAAGACAUUAACCUUUGCUCGAAUAUAUUCAGGAAAAAUGUCCAAGAAUCAAAAGAUUUAUAAUAUUCAGCAAAAACUGACAGAGAAUACUGGGAAACUAAUGGUUGUCUAUGCAGAUGAAACUACUGAAGUUAAUGAAGUAACAAAUGGAAAUAUUGCUGCUGUUUCAGGUCUGAAGAAUACAGUAACAGGAGAUUUUCUGACAUCAUCAUAUGCCAUUGCUGAAAGAGCUAGAAAGGCUCUGUCCUUAAGGAAUAAAGCCACUGUGAAUGAAAGCUUUGGAAUAGACACCAUUGUGCCGGACCCCGUCUUUUUUUGCUCAAUAGAGCCUCCAUCACAGGCCUACCAGCAGCAACUUGAAACUGCACUUGUGGAACUGCAAAAAGAAGAUCCCAGCUUAAGGGUUUCAGUCAAUGAAGAAACUGGGCAAACCGUAUUAGCAGGAAUGGGAGAGCUUCAUCUUGAUGUAAUAAAAAAUCGCUUAGUUACCGACUAUAGAAUACCAGUUGAACUUGGUCCUCUACAAAUUGCUUAUAAAGAAACAAUAACAAACAGAAUUCAAGAUUCUCACACAAUACAGCACAAACUUGGAAACAAACUGCAGAAUGUCACACUUACAUUGUCAUUGACUCCUGAUGCCGAGAGAAAAGGAAACAGCCAAGAUUUAUUAAUUUUUGACCGGAGUCCUGAUAGUGCAGCAAAUAUAGAUUCAAUUCCUUCAAAGUAUAUACAGCCACUCAAACAAGGAGCAGUUUCUGGAUUGGCACAUGGACCCAGGUUAAACUGUCCAGUCAUCAAUAUCCAUAUCAUAUUGCACUGGAUUGAAAUUGGAAAAGGGACAUCUGAAACUUUUGUGUCUGCAGCCAUGACUCAGUGCAUCAAAAAGAUGUUGACAGAAUCUGGUACCGUUUUACUUGAACCUGUUAUGAAGGUGGAAGUUGUAACAACAAAUGAAUUUAUGUCAGUAAUUCUAGCUGAUCUUUCACGGCGGAGGCCAUUAAUGCAGGAAAUUGAAGACAGGGGUUUGAACAGAGUGGUGGUUAGCUGUGUACCACUUUCCGAACUGCUUGGCUAUGCAACAGAUCUCAGAACGAUUACUUCUGGGACAGCAACCUUCAGUAUGGAGUUUUUCUCUUAUAAACCAAUGACAAGUGCAGAGGAAGCCAAAGCAAUUGAAAGUGUUACUGGGUUUUCAACAGCUGCUUUUACAUAGGUGACAAACUUGGUGGAGAUACCAUUCAUAUGUCACCACACAGUCACUCAACUCACACCACAGCUGUAGCUCUGGUUUGGCAUGAACAAUCUGUUCAAACAGCCGGGAGCUCUUAACUGUACCAAGUAAGUAUGUAUACCAAUGUGUUUUGCACAUCAAGAAGAACAUCAGCAGUUAUCUCACAAACAGCAGCGUACAUGUCAUGGAACAAGAGCCAGACUAAACUUAUAAUUACCAAAAGUAAACAAACACAAGACAACAUUUUGUACAAGGGAAUAACAUUGUACAAUAAAUUGCCCAAGGACAUAAAAAACAACCAAUUAAAGCAUACCUUUUAAAUAAUUCAUAUUACAAAGUCAAGGAUUAUUUAGAUACAGUAAAAAAUGAACAUUAUUUAACAAUAGACAACUGUCAUUUACAUUAGACUGCUACUUCUUACAAUAAAAUGCUAUGCUCAGGAUCUGUGAUGGACAUUCUAACCUUUUUCCAUUUUUUGUUUACAUUGUCUCAUUCACUGUGGUGAAGUUUUUCUAUUAGAAUAUCAUCUUACAUUAUAUCAUUUUGUAAAUAUCUGUGGAUGACUAAGCAACUAACUAACUAGAAAAUAGCUGGUGUAGCUUGAAUUUUCUCAUUUUGAGAGAACUCAAGAGCAAUCUGUUUAAUUGUUAAAAACCAUUCAACAGCAAAAACUGCAUAAAAUAUUUUUUUUAUUUAAGACAACCAAUUUCAACAAACUUUGCUGUCAUCUUCAGGUCUUAAAAUCUCUUGUCGUAAAACUUGUUCAUUUUAUAUUGACCUCACACACAGGAUGUCAAGGGGGUAAAAAUAGCACAUUAUAAUAGGUUAUUCAUCACUAAAAUAUUUUAAAAAACAUAAAGCAACUUGCGUAACAGGCUACAUCAAUAUACAUAUUGCUCACUGUUGCUCAUUGCAUUAUAUGACCACGGUAGGCAAUAUCACAACUGUUUACAUAUGCUGCACACAUUCUAAAAAGUGUGAAUCCACUUUAAAUGGCAUAUAAGGUACAACUGUACAAUUGGUAAAUGUAGGAUAAGUUAUUUGAACAUGCAAUUUGAACAGUUAUUAGUAUAGUGAUUGCUAUUGUACAUUAC
This is a messenger RNA of Schistocerca nitens (vagrant locust), 3734 nucleotides long. It is a transcript of the gene mRRF2, whose product is annotated as ribosome-releasing factor 2, mitochondrial. Gene Ontology annotation, molecular function: GTP binding; translation elongation factor activity; GTPase activity. NCBI's taxonomy places the organism in Eukaryota, Metazoa, Arthropoda, Insecta, Orthoptera, Acrididae. The transcript has 17 exons. Gene Ontology annotation, biological process: ribosome disassembly; mitochondrial translation. The record is from RefSeq and is a predicted model, not a curated record. Gene Ontology annotation, cellular component: mitochondrion. Bases 373 to 2622 code for a protein of 749 amino acids.